Messenger RNA from Pararge aegeria (speckled wood butterfly), 701 nucleotides. RefSeq lists its product as uncharacterized. The transcript has a single exon. The coding region runs from base 10 to 594 and encodes 194 amino acids. NCBI's taxonomy places the organism in Eukaryota, Metazoa, Arthropoda, Insecta, Lepidoptera, Nymphalidae. The record is from RefSeq and is a predicted model, not a curated record.
UAUUCAGUCAUGAUGUUACGUUCCGUUUAUAUUAUUGUUGUGUUUAGUAAAAUUAGUUUAGUAGACUCGCAGUGCUGUGGCAAUGGUUUUAGUAUACCUGGAUUUAAUAUGGAAUACAUAAAUAACAAGAUCUAUAACCCGUAUUUAGAUGAUGAUAAUGAUUCCGGCGAUGAACAGUCGAGAGAUGAAUAUACUAGGGACGUGUUCAAAGAUCUAGCAAACAGUCUUAUAGAUGCUGAAAAUGAAUUGAGACAGUAUUGCGACAAGAACGAGAAGGCUGUCGAGAUAUUAAACACAGAAGAAUAUACAUGCUCUUACCACUUGCAAGGUUACGAAGAAUCAUCUAUUUACAUUAGAAUCAGACAUAGAAUAAUGCGGGUAAUCGCUGAAUCUAAAGCUGGUGUGAGAAGGAAGGUUCUAGACGAUGUUAAAAUAGUACCAGAUAGUCUCCAAACUGGGGAAGCUACGUAUGAUCUGAAAGACGGGAUUUUGAAAAUUAAUAUACCUCUCGAUCGUAUGAAAUCGGAUACUUGCCAAGGUAACCGAAGGGAUACGUUUGUGGUGCCUUAUAACAUCUAUAGUUUAUUAAGAUAAUAAAAUAAUUUAAAGUGUCAUUGUAUGUUCCGUUAUGUCAUGUACUUCAUGUUAUGACUUAGUUUUUUAAUAUGUUUAUGAUUAUAAAUAUAUUAGUACGUGCAAAA